AAGUACCUACCUAGCUACUGCCGAAACAUGUAGUUAGCUCAGAAUAAUCUCAAGCUCCCAAAAAUGGAGAAACCUGCAGAGCUCGUUCUCAUCCCAUCCCCAGGUAUAGGCCAUCUAGUCUCAACACUUGAGAUCGCAAAGCUUCUCGUGUCUAGAGACGACCAACUCUUCAUCACUGUCCUCAUCAUGCACUUUCCCGCUGUUUCCAAAGGCACCGAUGCUUAUGUCCAGUCACUUGCAGACUCUUCUUCUCCCAUAUCACAGCGUAUCAACUUCAUCAACCUCCCAAAUAUCAAUAUGGACCAUACGGAAGGCAGUGUCCGGAAUAGCUUGGUCGGUUUUGUUGAAAGCCAGCAACCCCAUGUUAAAGAUGCCGUCACAAAACUCAGGGACUCCAAGACUACUCGGCUUGCGGGGUUUGUCGUCGACAUGUUCUGUGCCACUAUGAUCGACGUGGCCAACCAAUUGGGGGUUCCUAGCUACGUGUUCUUCACCUCCAGCGCCGCCACACUAGGGCUAAUGUUCCACCUCCAAGAGCUGCGCGAUCAAUACAACAAGGACUGCACUGAGUUGAAAGACUCCGACGCUGAGUUGAUCGUCCCGAGUUUUUUCAAUCCAUUGCCAGCUAAAGUUCUACCUGGAAGGAUACUCGUGAAGGAUUCAGCGGAGUCAUUCCUCAACGUUAUCAAAAGGUUUAGAGAUACCAAGGGUAUUUUGGUGAACACGUUCACAGACCUGGAAUCGCAUGCCCUUCAUGCUCUUUCAUCCGAUGCCGAGAUCCCUCCGGUUUAUCCAGUAGGACCCUUACUUAACGUAAACAGUAAUGAAAGUCGUGUAGAUUCGGACGAGGUUAAGAAGAAGAAUGAUAUCUUGAAAUGGCUUGAUGAUCAGCCUCCACUGUCCGUGGUGUUCUUGUGCUUUGGAAGCAUGGGAAGCUUUGACGAAAACCAGGUGAGAGAGAUCGCCAAAGCUCUUGAGCACGCUGGACAUCGCUUCUUGUGGUCCUUACGCCGGCCCCCACCCACCGGAAAAAUUGCUUUUCCGAGUGACUACGAUGACCACACCGGAGUCUUGCCGGAAGGGUUCCUCGACCGAACAGGUGGGAUUGGAAAGGUCAUAGGCUGGGCCCCGCAAGUUGCGGUCUUGGCUCACCCAUCUGUGGGAGGAUUUGUGUCUCACUGUGGGUGGAAUUCGACGCUGGAGAGUCUUUGGCACGGUGUGCCGGUUGCGACGUGGCCGUUGUACGCAGAGCAACAGCUGAACGCGUUUCAGCUGGUGAAGGAGUUGGAAUUGGCGGUGGAGAUUGAUAUGAGCUACAUGAGCGAGAGUCCAGUUCUGGUGAGUGAGAAGGAAAUAGAGAGAGGUAUAAGAGAGGUGAUGGAACUUGACAGUAGUGAUAUAAGGAAGAGAGUGAAAGAAAUGAGUGAGAAGGGCAAGAAAGCUUUGAUGGAUGGCGGCUCGUCAUACACUUCCUUGGGACAUUUUAUUGAUCAGAUCUAAAUUCCAUGAUAUCAUGCUUGGAUUUGAUCAUCUUGUCCUAUGUUUUAUGAGAUCUUCUUUGCCUGCACGACUUUGGAUAUCGAUGAGAUAUAGAUGGUGGUAGUAGCUUUUGUUGUAGUGAUCCAUAGAAAAUAUAUUUAAGUUUCUUAUAUAUUUUAUUUUAAUGUCGUUCUUUUCCUUGAUCUCCAAGCUAGUCUCCUCAGUCACAUUCAUACUCAUCCAAAAAAACUCUUAGGAACUUUUUAUACAAAAAGAAACCAGAGAUAAC
Molecule: messenger RNA, 1768 nt
Organism: Fragaria vesca subsp. vesca
Lineage: Eukaryota; Viridiplantae; Streptophyta; Magnoliopsida; Rosales; Rosaceae
Product: putative UDP-glucose flavonoid 3-O-glucosyltransferase 3-like
Exons: 1
Coding region: 64-1500 (478 amino acids)
Molecular function (GO): UDP-glycosyltransferase activity
Source: RefSeq, a predicted model, not a curated record